UGUCUCGCUCUCUCAUCACCUCAUCCCUGCCUCUUGGUGCAUCAACUCCACUGUCCUCAACGCAACAGGGACUCAGAUCUGAGGAGAACUCUGUGGUCUGCCCUCUCACUGUCACUGGUGUCACCAGCAGCACCCAGCAGCAUGAACCUCAGCCUGUCUGACCAGAACAUGCAGACACCCAGCGACGGCUGCUCGGAGGACGACAAACCCGACCUCAUGAUCCCCUGCUUCCGCAGGAACAUGUACGAGGAGCCCAUGACCACCUACUCAAACAGCUCCCUGAUCUCUCAGCUCCUGCGCAAGACCAUCCAGAACAAGAGGACCAUGGACGAGAGCCAUUUCUACCUCCCGCCGUCCGCGGUGUCCAGCUCCACCAUGGCUGACUCCUGCCAGGAGGACCAGAGCAGCGUCUCCUCCAAGGACAGCACGGCCGAGUCAGCUUCCCCGGGGGUGCACCUCUCCACGGGGGCCAGCCCGGAGGGAGAGCGACCGCUCAGCGAUCACCUCAAGGCCAAACGCGCCCGCGUGGAGAACAUCAUCAGAGGCAUGGCCGGGUCACCCAACAGCCGGCUCCACGGGGACAACGGGAGGCCGGACUCGGAGGCUAGGGAGGCCUACCGGGAGAACAAACGCAAACAGCGGCUGCCCCAGCAUCAGGAGCACUGCCUCGGCGAGGCAGCCCAAGUCAGCAGAGGCAGCGGAGGCAGCAGCAAGGAUGAAGAGUGCCACAAGCUGAAGGAGCAGCUGCAGAGCAUGCAGACGCUGCUUCGUCAGCUGCAGGAGAAGUUCCUGCAGGUCUACAACCAGGAGGACGCGGAGCGCAAGGAGACAGGGGAGGAGCUGCCCUCUGGCAGCACCCCGGGACACCACGGCCCGGCGGAGGACAAGGAGGGCGGCUACGAGGACGAUUAUGAGAAGCAACACGACCCGGUGACCGGCGAGGGUGGGGACCGGGGGAAGACUGAGGGAGGUCACCGCAGGGUCGACAAGAGCCUUCAGGAAACCUUGAAGCAGGAGCUGUCCAAGGCUGUGUCCGAGAGUGUCGACCUGGUGUUCAAGAAGCUGAGUUCUGCAGGCGUCAGUGUGUCUCCUCCGCAGCGCCUGUGCCCCAGUCCGGAGCUGCUCGCCCUGGACUCAGAGAAGAAGAACCAGGCAGCGUGUGUCCAGGAGCAGUCCCACGUUGAUGACGUCAUCAAACCCAGGUCUCUGGACUACUACGAGAGCCCCGCAGCCCAAAGCCCCCAGGACCAGACGGAGGCUCUGUCCCUGGUGGUCCGCAAGCCCACCCUCACCCAGCUGGGCUCGGCCGGCCAGGCGGUGAAGAGACCCUACCCCCUGCACCAGCCUCCGUUCCAGUUCAGUUACAGCACACCCCUGCACGACAGCCACAUCCUGGAGCACCUCCUCAAAUUCGGGCCUCACUCUAACUUUGGAGGCCUCCACUGCAUGCCCCCGCCUUUGGACAGAACCUCCCCAGACUCGGUGGACCUUCCCUGGGACAGCAUGGCCAUGAGGUCGAAGGUGACCUCCAGCCACCUUGCCCACCACCCUCGGCCUUCGGCCCUGGGGCCGGUGGACAGCCUGUGUCUCCCUCAUGUCAAGAUGGAAUGUGGAGACCUGCAAAGCAUGGCCGAAAGGAACUCCUACCUGGCUCUCAACAUCCAGGAGGGUCUCACUCCCAAUCAUCUGAAGAAGGCCAAGCUCAUGUUCUUCUACACCCGCUAUCCCAGCUCCAACGUCCUGAAGACCUUCUUCCCAGACGUCAAGUUCAACCGCUGCAUCACCUCCCAGCUCAUCAAGUGGUUCAGCAACUUCAGAGAGUUCUACUACAUCCAGAUGGAGAAGUUUGCUCGUCAGGGCGUCAUAGACGGGGUCAACGACGUCAAGGACAUGUCUGUCAGCCGAGACUCAGAGCUGUUCCGCGCCCUCAACAUGCACUACAACAAAGCCAAUGACUUCCAGGUUCCGGAUAGGUUCCUUGAGGUUGCUGAAAUAACACUACACGAGUUUUACAACGCUAUCUCAACAUCCAAAGAUUCAGACCCGUCGUGGAAGAAGGCCAUAUACAAGGUUAUCUGCAAACUGGACAGUGAUGUUCCUGACGAAUUCAAAUCAUCCACCUGCCUAUAGGACUUUGUACAGAUAAAGAAAACAUUUCGACAACAAAUCUAAAAGCGAGACAUUUCAGUGUUGUAAAUAAAACAUUACCACGUCAGUCAAAGAAGGGUCUACUAAAAUGUUCUUUUUAAGCUACCUUAUUGAAAAAUUAAAUAGGUUAAGUUGUCUUUAAACCGAUUUUCAGUAUUACAUGCAUUCUUUUUUCAUUUUUUAAAGAUGUUUAGGUGUAUACAAAAUAUAUUGUAUAGCAUGUUGGUUACAUAUGGAUCAGUGAUAUCUGACAGUUUGUGGAACUUGAUGGUCAUGGCAAAGACUUGGACAUAAAUUGAGAAUGUUGAAAACGUUUUGUACAUUUUUGAAAUAAUCUUUUGACUUUUAUCUUGGGUAUGUUUUGUUGUUUUAAAUCCUAAUUCAGAAACAAUUAUAGAACCAACUCUCUGGGAAUUUACUCUGCUUCAGUUUGAUCAAAUACAGUUAGUGUAUAAUAAAACUAGAACUGUACAUUUGAAGACACCAUACCAUGUUUUAAGAUUAUAU
Messenger RNA from Osmerus eperlanus (European smelt), 2655 nucleotides. RefSeq names its product prospero homeobox 2 (gene prox2). The transcript has 5 exons. Gene Ontology annotation, molecular function: DNA-binding transcription factor activity, RNA polymerase II-specific; RNA polymerase II cis-regulatory region sequence-specific DNA binding. Gene Ontology annotation, cellular component: nucleus. The record is from RefSeq and is a predicted model, not a curated record. The coding region runs from base 142 to 2130 and encodes 662 amino acids. Gene Ontology annotation, biological process: regulation of transcription by RNA polymerase II. Lineage: Eukaryota; Metazoa; Chordata; Actinopteri; Osmeriformes; Osmeridae.